CAGGCGACUCUAGCGCGGCGGGUUGUGCGGCCAGGGCCCGGCCCCCCUGACUAAGCGGCCGGGAUGCGGUGCGGGAAGAUGGCGGCGCCGCCGGCCGGAGCUGGGACCGGGAGUGGGGCCGGGGCGGCGGCGGGGGCUCGGGGCGGCCUGCGGAGGCGCUGCCGGCGCCUGCUCUACUGGGUGCCGGUGCUCUUCAUCGCCAGCAUCCUCUGCUGGUCCUACUACGCCUAUGUCACCCAGCUCUGCCUGCUGACAAUGACGAAUAUUGGAGAAAAAGUUGUGUGCUUGAUUGCAUACCACAUAUUUGUCAUGCUGUUUGUCUGGUCUUACUGGAAAACAAUCUUCACAUUACCAAUGAAUCCCUCAAAAGAAUUCCAUCUGUCUUAUGCACACAAAGAACUGCUGGAGAGGGAGCCUAGAGGUGAAGUCCAGCAAGAUGCAUUAAGGAGAGCAGCCAAGGACCUUCCUAUAUAUACCAGGACAAUGUCUGGAGCAAUCAGAUACUGUGACAGAUGCCAACUUGUAAAGCCAGAUCGCUGCCAUCAUUGUUCUGUGUGCGACAAGUGUAUUUUGAAAAUGGAUCAUCAUUGCCCUUGGGUGAACAACUGCGUUGGAUUCUCCAAUUACAAAUUUUUUCUUCUUUUCUUGGCUUAUUCUCUACUGUAUUGCCUUUUUAUUGCUGCAACAGAUUUACAAUAUUUUAUCAGAUUCUGGACAAAUGGCCUUCCUGAUACUCAAGCCAAGUUCCAUAUCAUGUUUUUAUUCUUUGCUGCCACCAUGUUUUCAGUCAGUUUAUCUUCUCUUUUUGGAUAUCAUUGCUGGCUAGUCAGCAAGAAUAAAUCUACAUUAGAAGCAUUCAGAGCUCCUAUAUUUCGUCAUGGAACAGACAAGAAUGGGUUUAGCUUGGGCUUCAGCAAAAAUCUAAAGCAGGUGUUUGGUGAUGAGAAGAAGUAUUGGUUGUUGCCUGUUUUUACAAGUCUAGGUGAUGGUUGUUCCUUUCCAACUUGUCUUGUUAAUCAAGAUGCUGAACAAGCAUCCACACCUGCUGGACUUAAUUCAACAGCCAAAAAUGAGAGUCACCUUUUUCCUGCGAAGCCAUUACGAGACUCCCAGAGCCACCUUCUUACUGAUACUCAAUCUUGGACAGAAAUCAGUGCAAAUACUGAAAAAGGCAAAGUUGGUAUGAGCAAUCCUGCACUAGCCAUGGAAAAUGAAACCUAGUCACUCUUAAAGCCAACAUCUGAAUAACUAAGAAAAGUUCAAAAUAAAGCUGUUGAUGGAAGGAAGGCAUGUCUUCCAGAAAUCAGCCUCUGUUGGCCAGCUGCUCCUGUCUGCUCCUGCGUGGAUAUGCUCUGAAAAAUAUUGACAGCUCAUUGGCUGUCUCCAUGUCAUUGCUUGAAACAUUGACAUUUUUGAAUUGUAUAAAGAAUGUUUCAGCUUACACAAAUUAUUGUUAAAAUGAUGAAGGAAAUUCUGAGUAUUAUAAAUAAGAAUUGAGAUUGACUAGUGGGUUGGACAAAAAUUACUAUUGUGCAAAUUCUGUGACUGAUUUUUACUUUUAUUAUGAUAGCACAAGAAAAAUAUAAAUUCCUUGCAUAUAAACCAAACUAUUACAGUGGCCAUAAAUAAGAUUGAGUUUGCACUGCUGACUUCAUCCAUGGAAAAAGUAUUAUGUGUUAUUACUGAGGAUUAUCUAGCUUGCUGAUUAAUCAGGUACCAUGUUUUCAUUUCAGUCUUGAAUAACCUAAUUCUGAUUUGAAACCAAACUGACUGAAAUAUUUUAGAAUGUUUUGGUAACUUGAUUGCUAAGUCCAUCCCUUUAUUUUCUAUGGACAGAUCUCACCAUUGAAUUCUAAUACUCAGUUGUUGGAAUAACUUCUUAUCUGACUGGAUGGUAUGCUUACUAUCAGGGUUAAUCUUAAUUCUGAAUAGAAUAAGAAGCCUACAUUAAAAUGGGCUCUCUAAAGGUUGGUGUUUAGAUCAAGGCUUUCAGUUAGAGCUGCAUAGCACCGUGCAAUCAGUUUCUGUGCUUUCAUUUGGAAAAUAACAGAAAAACAGUGUGCGGUUUUAAUAUUGCUUACGGAACACUUGAACCAAAAAGCAUACUCUAAAUUGUGUUUUUCAAGAAACACCAUUACCCAAAACCAGUCUGCUUCUUAUGGCAUGAUAAUGAUUUUACCUUUGUCUUUCCUGCAUUUCCUAUUGCAUUAUCAGAAAGUAAUGGUAUGUACAUACAAGAAGACUAUAUUUUGUUGUCAAAACAUAGCGUUUAUACUAUAGCAGGGACAUUGAGCAUCUGAUCAAAAGCCAAACUGAUUCCCAUUAAAAAACACUUUUCAAUUAAACCAGAUGUGUACAUUUUCAAAAUCAGAUACUGGCUUUCAUAGGAUCAGAGUUUUUACCAGACGGAUUUUAAAAGAUGUAUCAAUUUCUAAAGCCAAGAAAGCUUCGGUGACACAAAUCUUGUGCCUUUUUAUGCACUUCAUUAAUGGUACUGCAAAAUGUUUACAUAAAAUGCAUGGUAAUCAUGCUAAUCACAAAACAGUUCUUAAAAUUGUUUGCUUAUACUUUCUAGACUAGCUAGAAAGAAAGCUUUAAAAAAAAUGACACUUGAGGUUAUGGAAUUGGUACACAGAUGAAGCAGAUCUGCAGAUUUAGUCCUUGGAACUCCAUAGAAAGUUGAAUUGGAUUACAGAAUUAUGUUAAAGUGUGGACAGACAGAACAAUUCUGCUGCUGUUAACUGUUCUGAUACAACUUUUAUGUUUUUCUGCUCCUCUAUAGGAGUAAGUGAGGCUAAACAGUUUUAACUUUAAACCCAUUCCAUUCUGGUCUUGCUCAUUUAACAAUAUAUGAGUUAGGAGAUAAAAUGGUUGUCAGAACAGCAGGUCUCACGCAACAAGUUCCCCUUCACCUUCCUCUGUUAAAAUGAUUUGAAGUUACUUUGUAUAUUUAUAAUCGCAGGAAGAAAACUUUCUGAACGAAACUGUUUAGAUGACAGGAACUGGAAUAAAUCGGAAUAUAUUAUUGUUACGUUUUUGUUUCGGCACUGUUUCAGAAAACCAUUAUCAUUAUACCUCUCUUACAGCAAGUAAUUCCAGAUUAGGCCAAAUUUUUUCCUUUGGCUCACUUUUUAAAAUAUUCUUCUUAAAGUGAUAAUGGUUGAUCUGACAUGGACUAACAGUUUUGAUAUAUUUUCAAUUCAUAGUUUUAACAUUUGGGUUUUUUUAUAUAAAGGUAGGGUUUGGUUUUGUUUGUUUGUUUUACUGAUCUGAAGACAGCUCAGAUUCUGUUACCAGAAGUGCCAGAAUAUGAUGCCUAAAUGUAAUAUUUUUAAACUAGUCUUUGAAGUUAGCACAUGGUUUAUGUGAUGCACAUAAACAUUCUGAAAUUGAGUUUCCAUGGUACAUUCUUUGUUCAGUGUUAUUCUGCCAAGAGCUUAUUUUGUAUCAGUGUUUUAUUUAAAGGCUGGUCAGAAGUAGCAAAUGAAUAUAUCUUCAGGUCCUAAUGUUGUUGUAUUUGUAUACUCUUACUUGUUUUCACAUAAUUAUUGAGCUGGGGGUUUGUCUUUCACAGAAGCGUGCAUUGAACUUACCUACAUAUCAUGUGAUACUGAGAAGGUGGAAUUCUGUUUAAUGUGGCUGGCCUAGUAAGGAGUUGUACCCAAACAUAGAUCUCUUACCCUUACUUUCCAUGGAGAAGGUAUCAGCAGCCUCUGUAACAUCAACCUUCCACCUCCCUUACCCCCUCUCUCCCCAUUAAGAACCAUUUUAGGGGAAGGCUGUGGAGUUCUUUGCAGAGUAUCCCUCUGCCACCUUUUAUAAGAUGAGGUGAUCCAGUACUAGGGUAUUGUUUCCGAGUAUGGUCUUGGCUUGGGCACUACUUUGCUUUGUAUGUGGGAUGGAAAAUUGAGUUAUUUAAAAAAAAAAACUCUAUGGUUCAGCAAUUACGUUGUUACAAUGCAAUUGUGAGGACUUUUGGUAUCUGGAGCAAGAGCAUAAUAAUGUUGGCUGUCAGAUUACAUUGAAUCCUGUGUUUUACAUAACUUUGCUAGGCACUUUGUCAGGCUGCAAUAUGUAAGACUUGGUUUAGUUUUGUUUUGUUUUUUACAUGUAUGAACAACAUGCUGUAUACUUAUUGAAACAACCUGAAAAUGUUGUAGACAUGGAACCUUAUCCAUAGGCUACUUUUUGUAAAAUAUGGCUUCAAAUUUGCUAUGUAUAGACACCCCUGCACACCUCUGACACGUAAUUUCAGUGGGUUACAGGAUGAGCAUAAGAGUCUAGCCAGGCGGAUCUGGAUCCAUAACUAAAUUGCAAUUAAGUUACUGCAUAUGGAGACAACUAUAUAUAUUGCUAGAUACUCAGGUUUGUGAAUAGGUUGAAUAAACUAUUAGUAGAGUAAAACAGGAAGUAAAUACACAGAUCCUGUACUCAAAUUAUAUAACUGAAAUGUUUUGUUGUAACUUCUAAAAUCUCAUCAAAUGUAAAACUAUUUUUAUGAAGAACAGAGAGAAUCUAAAUGUUAAUGAGCUGCUCCCAUUAAAUCAGUUUAUAACUGUAAAUUAGGUACUGCCAUGUUUUCAAUAUAUACUUGAAAGAUGUUUGAAGAGAGGGGAUUUUGAAAAUAGUUAGAUUGCAGUCUACAGUUCAGAGAUUAGUUUUCAAGUAAAACUAAACUAGCACACAAAUGUUGGUACGGAAGUUGAAUGUAUUAGAUGAAUGAAAGCUAGCCUUCUUAAAAAAUAUAUUCAUUUUUAGUAAAUGUUUGAAGUCUUUCCAGGCAUAAGUCAAAAGUUAAGGACAGAAGGUCUUUAAUCAAAAUCUGAGACUGCCAGGAUGAAGGAAGAAUGUGGUUAAAACUGCUCAUGUUUUAGUGCAUGAUGCUACUUAGCACAGUACUCUUAACCACUGUUUCUGUUAUGUCCCUUGAUUAUCUUGGUCCCAGUGUAGUGUAUGGGCUGAAAUCAUUUUUGUAAGUGUUUCUACAUAUUUUGGUGUACAAACUUAACAGCUAUUAAUGUAGUAUAUAUGUGAUUAAAUGCUUUGUGCAGCAAAUCUAUCAUAUACAUAGUAGAGGCAAAAUAAUCUUUAACCUUCUUCUUCCAUCCUUAUUUAUGUAGCUUAAUGGCACUUACUAAAAAUUAAGGGAGGUGGUUAGCUGUGUUUUGUCUGAAGUCAGGCAGAAGGCAGGUCAGGAUGGCAUCUUAGGGCACCUAUAUAUGUGCAGUGAGGCUGCUUUGACAUGCUGUAAUUUCUGCACAUUGGAGCAGACUCAGUUAAUCAAGUCUGCUGGAGCAUGGUAAUUACCUCAGUCCAGCAGACUCCAGCAUCACAUGCUUCAAUGUCCCCACGUUGAAAAAUGGCAAGGGGGGGGGGCCACUGAGCUUUAGUUAAAACACCUCCACCCCCAUUUUUUAGCAUGGGAACACCGAUACAUGCGACACUGCAGGCACUUUAAUUUGAGCAGCUCCAAGCAUAGGCGACUGGUAGGGGGUGCACAUGCCCCCCAAUGGCUGACACUGAUGCUGUCAGUAGGGCUGGUGUGUGUGUCCCCAACAGGCUCGGUGGCUUCUACAGGUUCCCCCCCUAGAUUCAGGAGGCACCAGUCACUCUUGGUUCCAAGAGACUAGCUGGUUCAGAGAGGCAUAAGCAUUUGUAGGCAACAGCCUACUUCAAAGCUCAUGCCUUUGAAUCAAUAUAAAUAUAAGUUUAUGCAAAAAGGUUUUACCCUCACUCUGUAAUAAUACUUCAGCAAUCAUUUUAGAAUGUGGCAAACAUUGAUGGAAGUAAAUGGCCCAUAACUUACCAGCAAAUAAAAAAAAAUUAUUUCAGUGAGGUAAUUUAAAAUUACUUUAUGGAUAGUGUGUUCAGCUUUUUCAGCAUUGUCAGUGUUUCAGGGCUGAUUCUAGGGAACUGUGCAAUAACUAGCAUGUAUUGCAUAGUCCAUCAUCUCUUCCCAUUGGCAAUUUGUGCCUGAGUAUAAGAAAAAGCAUUUUAAAUUACAUUUUGAGUACAAGUGACACCAAACUACAGUCACAAAGGUUUUUCAAACUCCUGUGCUACAGUUGCUUAUAUCUUUAAAAAAAAAAAAAAAAUUUAGUGUUUGACCUGGAAGUUCCUGAGGUGCCUGCCAUUCUGCUUUUACAGGUGUCUACCGCCUGCAUAAAACCUCAUUGUUUUGCUCAGUUUUGGGAUUCCAAUGCUUAAAUUUUCUGAAGGGGUUUGACCUGGCACAAUCAGGCCUCUUGCAAAAUACAUUUACAGCCACUUUCUUAAAGACAGCUGAAGGAGCCCAGCUCUUAUGUAGUGGGCUAGUGGUGGGAGAACUCAUCCAGCAAAUAAGGGCCCUAGGCUCAGUGGAGUGGGUUUGAACCUACCUUUUACCUUUGAGAGAGUCCUAAUCAUCUCCCAUAAAAGCUGUGACACUGUGCACAAAGGAAUUUCUUCAUAAGGACAAAAAGAGAUCACAGAGGAGCAGAAACUUUAGUUAUAGCUGGCAGUUUAGGGGCACGGGGGGAGAAGUUUGUACCCUGCUUCUGCCAUCCGUUUUGUAUCCUGUUUGGCUGUGGAGAUGCAAUGAAACCACAAGUGCUUUGCUCACUGAGACCUCCCUUAUCCAGUGGCAGUCAUGUUUUACAAGGACACAGUGAGCACCUUACUUGGUUCAUAUAAAGAAUAUCUUAGCGUAGCUCCUUUGUGCAGAUUGUAUUCUGUUGACUAGAUCCAGCAACUGUCAACUCAACAGGCAGUUUUGGGAUUUUUUUGAUCUACAAGUUAGACACUGCAGUACAAAAUUCUUCAUUACAUCCAGAUCUCUGUUACUGCCUCAGUGAAAACAAGAACAACCUCCAUUCAGUUGUUGAUGUAUUUAGUUCCUGUCUUUUAUUAGCAGUAAUGCUCUGUGAUUUGACUAACAAACAGUAGGAAAGCCUGAGAGUAGGGCACCUUAAGUCCCUUGGGCUGGUGAUUAAUUUCUCACUUGUUCUCUACUACUUGUCCCAUGUAUUAGGGUAUGUCUACAUGGCAGCAUAGCAGAGAAAGCCAAACUUGUUCAGAUAGUAGAGACGGCUUAGCUGUAGAAGCAGAGCCUCCCCCUACUUGACCAUGUAUAUUCUGUACAGGAAGAAAUAAGUAAGGGAUAAGAAGUGGCCUCCUAAUGUUGCAGCCUUUUGUUUAUCUUUAGCCUACAUUUGAAGCCUAAAACAGGUCCUAUUCAGGAAGGUAACUUCUACAGGACAACAACUGCCUUAAGAAAAUAUGUUGAGCAUUGCACAUAGACGUUAAAGCAGAACUGUGGCAGAUACUAUUUGAAAAAGCUGGGGAGAAGGGAGAUGGAAGAAGUGUUUUGAAGAUGUAGGUUAAAGAAGUGAUAUUAAUGAAGCAAUACUGAGUUGUUGAAAGGAAGAAACAAUGGACCAAUUAUCUUAUUUAUAUCUGUACAAUGCCAAGGAUUUCAGUGUAGUUACUUCAUGGUGGCUCAGCUGUAGCCAAGGUCGGACUGGUCCACAAUCAUCCUUCAGUGAGCCUGAUUCUACAGGUGUUUUGAUUGCCAAAAAGUGGAUAUAGAAGGUAUGUUUUGAGGAUGACUGACUUACUACUAGAGUUUCUUAUAUUUCUUAUUGUGUAGAAGCAUUCACAGGCUAUGACAGUAACUUCAUAGAGAAACUUUCAUUUCACACAAAAUAAAAGCUCUCACCUUCCUUCAGAAUUGCAUUUGAGCAAGAAGCAAGGUUACAAAACAGUAUCAUGAGGGUCAGGUAUGCUUUCAGCUCACCACCGGGGCAGUGUUAUUGUUUCCUGGUCUUUAGUCCUAUCAGUUAAACUCUCAAACAGCUACCGGAAGUCAACGCUUAGAGCUCUGCUUCAGAACUAUUUUAGAUAAUGACUUGACAGCCAUGGCUCCAAGACACCCAAAUACAUAUUACCAAAUCUAAACAAACAGAUACUGCACAAAGAUUAGAGGAGCUUGUUGCUUUUGUUUGUACUCUGUGAACAGCAUUAUGUAUUUUUGUACCUUGCAAAAUUGCUGCUGGAAAAAAUAAAAUCUUUUAAGUCAUUCA
This is a messenger RNA of Alligator mississippiensis (American alligator), 8060 nucleotides long. RefSeq names its product zinc finger DHHC-type palmitoyltransferase 2 (gene ZDHHC2). Gene Ontology annotation, biological process: protein targeting to membrane; peptidyl-L-cysteine S-palmitoylation. The coding region runs from base 64 to 1221 and encodes 385 amino acids. Gene Ontology annotation, cellular component: Golgi apparatus; endoplasmic reticulum. NCBI's taxonomy places the organism in Eukaryota, Metazoa, Chordata, Crocodylia, Alligatoridae. The record is from RefSeq and is a predicted model, not a curated record. The transcript has 13 exons. Gene Ontology annotation, molecular function: protein-cysteine S-palmitoyltransferase activity.